AUGGAUCACAUCUUGGACAGAUCAGAUGAUGAGGACAACAUUUUCUUUGAAAAUCCUCAAACUGACUCCCUUCAAGAGGCAGCUACUAAAAAACAGGAUAUGUUGGAGCUGGAGGCUGAGCAUGAUCAGGACCUGCAGAGUAAACAGGAUGAGCAAGAAACACAUGAUGCUCAAUGUGAGGACCCUCAACUCUCCACAUCUGUGCAGUUUUCAGAGAACAUCCCUAAACUGAGUCAGGAGAACAUAUUUUUCCAGCUAAACCACUGGAAUACACAGAUGGGUCUACAAGUGAAAGAACUCGGAGAUGAUCACAUGGGCUGGAUGAAGAAAAUUAACAGUAUUAUACAAAAAGUAACCCUAUCAGAAAGCACAGUGAAGAGCUUGUUAAGUGAGGUGAUGUCUUUGGAGGGCCAAAUUGAAAAGCUGGAGUUACACCAGGGCCGUGACCCUGACAAGGGGGAAAACAUCAAGGAGAAGAUUGUGGAAAUUAAAAAGCAACUAGGAGAAAUGGAUAACAAAUUUGUCCAGGUUGAUGCUUGUAAUGAAGCUCAUGAAUUAAAGGAGAAACUCGUUGCAAAAAUAGAGAACUUCUGCAAGGAUAUGACUGUGAUGAAUAAAAGACUGGGGAUGUACCCAAUGAGAGAAGAGCACACAGACUCUCGGAGUCCUAAAGACACGGGUAGGGAAGAAAUGGAGCGUCUGCUUCUUCAGGCUCCCCCGACCCCUCCAGAGCAGAACUUCCCUCCUCGCAGUACCUUGUGGAAACGUGCACUGAGGAUUUUCAUCACAUUUUAUGCCCUCACCUUCACUGUACUUUCAUGUUACAUAUUAUUUUUUGAUGCCACGUUUAUCUUUGAAAGCGUGCUCCCUACAAUGCUUGGGCGCCGCAGAACGUGGGAACUACGGGAGAUUAUUGUGCCUUUCUUAAAUUUGGAAGUGGAAGACUUGUUACCCUCCUAA
Messenger RNA from Myotis lucifugus (little brown bat), 960 nucleotides. It is a transcript of the gene SMCO2, whose product is annotated as single-pass membrane protein with coiled-coil domains 2. The transcript has 8 exons. The coding region runs from base 1 to 960 and encodes 319 amino acids. The record is from RefSeq and is a predicted model, not a curated record. NCBI's taxonomy places the organism in Eukaryota, Metazoa, Chordata, Mammalia, Chiroptera, Vespertilionidae.